Messenger RNA from Gaeumannomyces tritici R3-111a-1, 3003 nucleotides. RefSeq lists its product as hypothetical. The record is from RefSeq and is a predicted model, not a curated record. Gene Ontology annotation, molecular function: zinc ion binding; sequence-specific DNA binding. Gene Ontology annotation, biological process: DNA-templated transcription; positive regulation of transcription by RNA polymerase II. Gene Ontology annotation, cellular component: nucleus. The transcript is spliced from 5 exons. The coding region runs from base 1 to 3003 and encodes 1000 amino acids. NCBI's taxonomy places the organism in Eukaryota, Fungi, Ascomycota, Sordariomycetes, Magnaporthales, Magnaporthaceae.
AUGGACGCGGCCGUCGAAGCUCGGGGCGGCGCCGCGUCGCCCUCUGGAGCACGGCCGCCCUCCAUGUCCUCGCGACGCUCCUCGGUCAGCGUGGCGGCUGCCGCCGCCGACGAGCCCGCGCAUGCCGCCUCGCCGCAGGACGUGUCAGGAGACGAAUCCGGCCCGCAGUCCUGGCACCGCGACUCGCAGGAUGUCGAGUCGGGGGCCGCGAGCGUCAAGUCGGGCGAGGCCGACCUCAAGGCUGACGGCUCCGGCGAGCUGACGAACGGCUCAGACCCGGCGCCAUCCGCGCCGGUGCAGAAGCGGAGGAGAGUGACGCGCGCGUGUGAUGAGUACGUCGACGCUCUCGAGCAGCGUCUACAGAGGGCCGAGGCGCUGCUGCGCAAGUUCAUCCCCGACGUGGACCUGGCCGACCCCAACCUCGACAGGAGCGUCCAGCUGGAGUUUACAAACCGCGCCAGGGCCCAGGCCUCAAGGAUGAAAGGUGGCGACACGGGCGGUGUCGGCAAGAGCCAGGAGGACCAGCUCAUGUCCAUGAUCGAGAGCAUCGGGCACCUGGACCUGGCCGACGGCGAGUCCGACUUCCACGGCACUUCCUCCGGGGCCGUCUUCAUGCGCCGCCUGAAGGCGCACAUGGGCAUCCACAACGACGCCAAGCCUCCCUUCCCUCCCAGGCGGCCCAGGCAGCCGUUCGCCUUCGACUCGCCCCAGUCCACGGCGAGCUCGCCGUUCGAUCCCGGCGAGGGCGUGGGGCCCGCCAUCUACGACCUGCCGCCCAAGGAGGUCUCCCGCAGCCUUUGCUACUUCUCGCUCAACUGCGCGACCUGCCUGCUGCGGAUAGUCCACCUCCCUACCUUUUACGAGUCCUUUGAAAGGCUUUAUGACAAAAAGAGCACGGAAAGCCUGGGCCUCGAGGACUACAGGGACCUUGCGCUGUUGUAUUCUACGCUGGCCCUAGGCUCCGUCUUCUUCCCUACUGACGACGAGAUUGACCCCGACAACCAGGCGCAUUACAAAGGGGCAACGGAAAAGGGGUUCAAGUUCUACACAUUGGCCAGGUUUCUUCUCCAAGAUAUUACCGACUGCCACAACCUAGUGUCGUUACAGGCACUCUAUUUUAUGAUACUGUACCUCCAGGCGACGUCAAACAUCAGCGGCUGCUACGCCUUGCUGGGCAUCGCCCUGAGGUCUGCGGUCAGGAUGGGCCUUCACCGCCACCUGCCGCACGCCCAGCUCAACCCCUUCGAGGACGAGAUGAGGCGGCGCGUGUUCUACGCCAUCAGGCAGCUGGACAUCUACGUGUCGGCCCUGAUGGGCUUCCCCGUGCUGCUGAAGGCCUCGGACAUCGACCAGCCGCUGCCGACCGAGGUCGAUGACGAGUUCAUCACCAAGGACGCCAUAAUCCCGCCGCCGCCCGGCACGCCGUCCUUCUUCCAGGCGACCAACGCCCACGUCCGCCUCAUGGACCUGCUCGACAGGGUGGUCCAGGAGGUCUACCCGCUCAAGGCCGUCGAGGAGAGCGGCAAGGGCGACCAGGUCACCUCCUUCACGAUACGGUACUCCACCAUCAAGGCCAUCGAGGCGGAGCUGCAGCAGUGGUACGAGCAGCUGCCCAUCGCGUGGCGUCCCAGCCCCGAGGGGCCGAUCGAAGUUAUCAGAGUUCGCUCGCUCCUCCGCUUCUCGUACGCCCACGUGCAGAUGAUGCUCUACCGCCCGUUUCUCCAUUACGCAUCUCCCCGCCUUUCAGCAGGGAAGCACGUCGACGAGCGGUACUACGCGUGCGCGGCCGCCUGCAUCAGCGUCUCCCGAAACCUCAUCCACAUUGGGAUCGAAAUCAAGAGGCAGGGCGUCCUCAUCGGACCCUACUGGGUGAUAUUGUACACGCAGUAUUUCGCCAUCCUGUCGCUCUUGUUCUACGCCCUGGAGAACCCCGACAAGCCGGGGACGGCCGAGAUCCUGGCCGACGCGCACGCCGGCAAGGAGCUGGUCGCAAGCCUCUCCAACCGGAGCCUGGCGGCCGACCGGGUCACUGAGGCCCUAAGCGCCCUCUUCGAGCAACUCCCAGACCGGCUGCGCAACCCCGGGGACCAGGCGCGGGCUCACGUGCUGGCGACCAAGAAGCGCGCGGCCCCCGGCGGCGUGUCGGCGUCCUCGCCGUCCUCGAUCAAGGACCAGCCCGGCGGAGGCGGCGGCGGCGACAAGAAGCGAUCCGAGAGCAUCGUGCGGACGCACAGCGGACGCUCGCAGGAGAGCGCCCGCGCGGCGGCGGCGGCGGCCGGCAGCCGGCCAGCCUCUGUGGCGCAGCAGCAGCAGCAGCACCGCAUACCACUCGACGCCGCCACCGCCGCCGCCGUGCAACAUGCCAGGGCGGCGGCGGCCGGCGGGCCCGCGCACGGCUUCAUGUCGAGCUUCGGGGAUCCGGUGCCCCUCGACGUCCUGAUGGCGAGCAGCCAGAGCCCGGACCCGGGCGCGGGCGGGUUCAGGAGGCCGCCCGAGCAGGGGGCCUUCGGGCAGGUGUCGCAGCAUCAGCACAACCAGCAGCAGCAGCAGCGCCAGGCCAGCACUAGCAGCAGCGGUGACAUGUACAAGCUCGACGCCAUGAUGUUCCCGACGACCGACCCGUUCGCGUACCCGGCGCGGACCGCCAUGGCCCACCACCACCACCGCGACGCCUCGGUGCCCGGCGGCGGCGGCGGCGGCAACGUCGCGACGGGGCAGGGGCAGGGGCAGGAACAGGCGGACGGCGGUGGCAUGUGCUACUACGAGAUCGAGGGCCAGCUGAUCGGGUCAAUGCCGCAGUAUCUGGUGCAGCCGGGGGCCAUGGGGGGCCCGGCGGCGCUGGACGACCUGGCCGCGCAGAUGUACGGCAUGGCCCCCUCGCACAUGGCGCCGCCGCACCAUCGCCAGCACCACCACCACCCCCACCAGGACGACAUGGACGACAUUCUCCUAACGGACCCGAGCAGCUUCGACUUCCUCGCGCAGCAGUACCGGCGGCUCUGA